ACAUUGAAUGUAUCACAAGAUCAUGGAUACAUUCCCUGCACAAAGGUUCGAGACAAAAAUUGAAUCGUUUGACACAUGUAUGAUUGAUACUACAAAUUCACAAAGAGAAAUAUCACAGACUGUGAGUGGACAAGCUUCCGCUCGGAGCAUAGAAUUAGAGAAUCAAGAAAGUCAUGAAACCCCUACUUUGCAUCAACAACAGCAAGAACAACAACACCAGCAAGAUCAACCGAAUCAAAUUUCACAAAUUCAAUCAAAUACACAGCAAAGCAUGACGCUCACUCCAAUACGAUUACCAGCCAUUCUGGAUGGGGAAUUUUUUACAGUAAUUAGAGUAGAAGACACCAAUGUCACAGUGAGAUGUUUACAAUGCCAAAAACACUUGAAUGGAAACUUGAAAUCUACCGGAAAUUUUUUAAGCCACAUUAAAAGGGUGCAUCCAUUCAUGAUUGAUAAAAUUAAAUGUAAAUCAAAUCAGAGGAAACCUGCAAUGGUAUAUAUUGAUUUGUCAGCUGAUAAGUGUCCAGAAUUGGUUCGUACAAAACGAGGUUACAGAAAGUGUUAUAAGACAGAGGAAUGCCAGCCAGCAAAUGAAGAAACUUACGAUCAGUCUAAUGAGUGGAGUGAAACUCCCAUAAGUCGAAGACAUAAGUCAGAGGAAGCUGAAUCUACAGAUCUUUUAAAGAUAUCACACAACAACUCAUUUGUAAUGGAAGAUGAGUUUGAUGCGAUUGGGCGGAAUGUAGCAGCAAAACUCAGAAAUAUGAGAUUAGACCAGAGAAUUAUAGCUGAGAAAUUAUUAAAUGACAUUCUCUUUGAAGCACAAUUGGGAAACCUUCACAGAGAUUCCAAUAUACACGUAUGAGACCAAAAUUUUUUUAUCCAAAGAACACCUAUGUGCAAAUGAAUGGUGUGAAUCAAA
This is a messenger RNA of Dufourea novaeangliae, 922 nucleotides long. RefSeq lists its product as uncharacterized. The transcript is spliced from 3 exons. Bases 8 to 865 code for a protein of 285 amino acids. The record is from RefSeq and is a predicted model, not a curated record. NCBI's taxonomy places the organism in Eukaryota, Metazoa, Arthropoda, Insecta, Hymenoptera, Halictidae. Gene Ontology annotation, molecular function: DNA binding.